AUGAUAAAUUUAUGCUUAUCGGUUCGGAUCGUUGAUUUUAUAUGUUAUGUUGAGGAAUUAUAUGGUUAUGCUUGUGUUUUUGAAACGAGAAUGGCCCAAUUAGAGCUGGCGUUAACUGCAGCCUCCACAAUAACUACUGGAAUUGUCGAUACUUCAUAUCAAUUUGAGACUAAAACGCCAACAACAACAACAAAUUUAUACAAACAGCGUCCUCAACGUGAAUGUCGCCAACGAAAACGCCCUUAUGAUCCGAGUGAAAUCGAUCAAUUAUCACAACGUCAAAUUAAACGUACAAAAUCGAAUAUUGAGAAUGAACGUUUAUCAAAGUUAACCGAUGAAAAUCCAACCAAUACAAAUUCCUAUCUUUUUAUAAAACAGGCAACAGUAUAUGAAAAUAAUCAUCAUAAUUCCAAUGAAUUAACAAAUGAUGGUAGUGGUGAAAUUAUUGAUAAUCCAUUGAAUUAUGACGAACAAACACGCGAUUCCGUUAGUUCGGAAAUACAAAGUGAUGUUGAAGAUAUACCUUUACCGACAAUUCAUAAUAAUGCAGACGAAAACAGUGAUAACAACAACGAUGAACUCUCAGAUGAUUCGUCCGAACAACAUCAUACCAAAGUACCACCUAUUCAAUAUUUUUCUAAGAUCUCAACCGAUCAACGACCAUUCAUUUCUCUUCUUCGUAAACCAUUAGAACAAUUAAGUUCUUAUCCAAGACAUUUGCGAAAGCAAAUAAAACGUUUUCACUAUUUGUAUGAUCAUGGUCUACAAAAACCGAUUGAACCAACAAGAAUACCAGAAGUAAAGAACGAUGAAGGAGAUGAUAAUAAUAAUUAUUUAAUAACAAAGUGGAAAUUACAAAAUACAUUUAACCGUUUAGAUUUAUUUAAGGAAGGUUAUUCAGUUUUAUCGAAUGAACAAUUCCCAUUUUAUUCACUAUGCUAUAUGUGUGGUUCAAUGGGUAGUGGUUUAAUUUAUUGUAAUUGUUGUUGUGAAGCGUACCAUUGUUAUUGUUUAAAUGAGUUAGAACGACCACAAUUAUUUCCAGUACCGGAUUCAUGGAUAUGUCCAAACUGUAAUGUAUGUAAUAUAUGUGGACUAUCUGAACAUACAACAAAUACACUCAUUGCAUGUGCCGAAUGUAAAAAAAAUUAUCAUCUAAAAUGUAUUAAACGAGAACCGAAUAAAUAUGAACAAAGUCAAGAACAGUUGACUAUAACACAUGAGAAUGCCUUUUCAUUAUCAUCAACUGUUUUCUUUCGUAAUCAAACAUGGUACUGUCCUCAAUGCAUCAAAUGUGAUUGUGGUCAGCCAUUCACGUGUACUGAACGUAAUUUAUUUUCAUCAUUUCAAUCAAAAUCUAUUGAUAAUCAACAAUCAAUUAUGUGUACAGAUUGUUUAAUAAAUUUAAAAUUAAUUAUUGGACAAAAUCGAAAAUAUGACGAUAUUAAAAAAUGUCAUCUAUGUGAAAAAUUUAUUGAACAAAUGUUGAUAAAACAACAAUAUUCAUCUAUACAAGAAUCAAGUGAAAUUAAUUUAAUGCAAUGUCAACAAUGUAAAAAUCGUUUCCAUCCAAAAUGUGAUGGUUAUCUUGUGGAGGAUUGUACGUUAAUUGAACAUAUUAAAUCAGUUUGUUUUAACAUUGUUUGUUCAAAAUGUAAUGCAAAUGAAAGAGAUAAUAUCAAAAAAUUAAUUAUCGAUUAUAAAUUACAAGUAAUGAAAAGUAUAAUACAAAGUAUAUCAUCGAUAAUAUCGAUUAUAUUGAAUGAUAAUUCAAAUUCUCUACAGCAAUUACUGUAUCGUUUACAACAAUUACAUGAAUGUCGUGGACAAUCUCUCAAUUUACAUGUAUUUUUAAAUGAUCUUUUAAUUAUUGUUCAACGUUUACUUGCACAAGUCAAUAUAUGUCGAUGGCAAGCAGUUGUUAAUGGUUGUAUUGUUCGACAGUGUCCAUGGUUUAAAACAACCUUUAACAAUAAAGAAAAAUUCUAUUUUCCCACUGAUUCACUAAUUCAACUAUCACCUACUCAAGAUCAUACUUAUUCACUGACCGGUAAUAAUUAUCUCACAAAUUUAUGUUCAAAUUAUAUAUCAUCUGAGUCAUUAAUUAAAUAUAUCGAUCAGGAUACGACAAUGCACGAUAAUUUUAAUAAUUUAUAUCAGUUAGAUACUCGUAAAUGUGAAUUAUGUCAAAUAUAUUCUGAUCAUUUAUCACAAUUAAAUAUCGGUCGUCUAAUAUCAAUCGGUUUUAAACAAUGGGUUCAUGUUGGAUGUAUUCUAGCUGCUUAUAGUAGUCAAACAUCACAACAACAAUCUACAUCAUUAGAUGAUCCACCAUAUAUUUUAAGAAAUAUAAAAGAACUUAUUAAACAAUGUCAAUCAAAGUAUACAUGUCAUUUGUGUCAUAAACAAGGUGCAUCAGUUGUGUGUUGUGAACGAGAUUGUUCAACAAGAUAUCAUUGUGAUUGUAUUCAAAAAUAUUAUGCACAACAACAACAACAACAAAUGUCACAACUAAACUUAGUCAAUGGAACAUUAGCCAGUUUACAGACAUAUUGUGUUAAGCAUCAUAAAAAACUGAAUGAAGAAACAGUCAUAAAUGAACAAAUAGAAAGAAUAAACAAAGAAUCAAAUUCAUUACAUAGCAAUAUGUCAUUAAAAUCAAUUAAUUUAUCAUCUACUAUUUACGGUGAUUUAAAUCGUGAAUUAAUUGAAUUAAAUUUACAGGAUCUUAAUUUAUGUAUUGGAUCAUUACAAAUUCAUUCAAUUGGAAAUUAUAAUCUAUUACUUGAUGACGAUUUUGAUAGUGACGAUUGUGAGAGUAAUUUGAGCGAUAACGAUGACGAUGAAUGUGAAGAAAAAACAACUAAUAAACAUUUAAAAAUGUCACAUAUUUAUCCAGACAGUUAUCAUUCAUCUCGCCUAUAUUGGUCAACAAAAUGUGCAAAAACAAAGACUGCCUAUCAUUUGUAUAUAUCAUAUGAAAAUAAAUAUCAUGAUAUGAGAAAAAAUCAUCGUACAUACGAAUAUGGUACAUAUGAACAAAAACGACAACAAAUUAUUUAUGAAAAAUGUCAAAAAUACUUUAAACAAUUACAAAUGAAAAUAGAUGAACAUCGAAAAAAGGUCAAAUUGUUAUCAUCAUUAUCUACAGAGAAAAUGACGAAUCAUCAACAAAAACAAACAUCAAAUAUACAGUCGAAUAAGGAAAAGAAAAAGAUGAAUAAUAAGAGUAAGAUGACAAAGACGCGAGAAUUAAUUACAUCUUCUUCUAUGUUGUCCACUACCAAAAAUGUAUCAUCAACCGUUAAACGUCAAACACCAAAAUCAACUAUUCAAAAUAUUCGUCGUCCAAGAGAUAACAAUCAACAUCACAAAUCAUCAAUAAAAACAAAUUAUCAAUCUCUUCCUAGUACUAACAGUAAAAGUUACGAUAACAAUACAAACAAUGAUCAAUUGAAUCACUUGAUUCUGUCUUCAUCAUCUGCUCGAAAUCAUAAUUCAUUAACAAUGAAACCAUCGAAUCAUUAUUACAAUAGAACUUAUUCACCAAACAAAAGUAAAGAAUCAACAACAUUUCAAUCACAUACUUCAAAUGCACAAAUAUCACCAUUACCAUUUGCCGUUCUACUAGCCAAAGCUCUACAACAAAUUCAACCAGCAAUACUAGCAAAAGAUUCGCCACCAUCCACUCCACCAUCUCACACCUCAAUUCUUAAUUAUUAUUUAUCAAAUCAACAAUCAAAUAAAACCGGUGAUGAUUACAACAUCAAUCAUAAUCAACAGCAUUCACCAUCGAUUCACACAAUUUCAUCUGAUGAACUAAUGCAAAAUUUGUGGAAACCAAUAAAUUCAAAUAAAAACAACACUGAAGCUUCUCAAGAACAUCAAUUAAAUGUCAUAGAUUCCCUGUAUUUGUCCAAAAACGAUACAUCACAAAUUCUUCUAGAAACCGAUAAUAUUCUUUUAGCUAAUAUUGUUUUAUCAAGCAAACAUAAACAACAUCAACAAUUUCUAAAAGAUUGUUUACCACAAUUAGACGGAUGUCUCGAUGUGAUUGGUGAUGACAGUAAUGACAUGGAUUAUAAUACUAUUAGACAGAUAAUUGAUUCAUUGCUCGAUCAAAUUGAACAAACUAUCCAUCAACGAACAUCAGGUGAACAUUCUCUAGAUUUAAACACAAAAGAUCAAUUAGUUAAUCUAAAUAAUCUGAUGGAAUUCGAAGCGCCACCAGUUUAUGUUAAUAAACUUCAACAACAGUUUUCAAAAGAUAAACCACUACAACAACAAAAACGAGAAAAACUGAAUGCAGAUGAAAUUAUUGAAGAAUAUAAACGAUGGAAAAAAUUGAAACAUAGUCAAAUUAAAUUUCGAAUUCAAAGUGAUGAUGGCUACGAAAUUAUAUCUGAUGAUUUAAAUCAAGCAUGGACAACAAUUGUCAAUCUGGUUCGUGAAACUCGUGAUGAUAUGAAAUUAAGUCAUCUACCACUGACAUUCUACGAUGGUCAUGAUGCAUUUGGUCUAAAUAAAACUAUUGUUAAAACAUUAUUAAAACAAUUACAAAUAUGUACAAUAAAAAAUUAUUUUCAAACACAAACAACAAAAAAGAUAUCAAGUGAAUCACAAUUAUCGUCCAUUUCUGUAUUACCAUUAUCAACAUCAUCGACAACAUGUCUAAAAACAAUGAAAAUAAUUGUAAAACAAAAUGAAUGGUAUCGAAAAUUAAUUUUAUAUAAAAAACAAUUGAAAAAACAACAUCGACAAUUUUCAAAAUCAACUGUUUAUGAACGAAAAUCUCAUAAAAGACAACGAUUUGGAUGGCUAUUAAAUUCAUCAAGAAAAAUUUCCUAUGCAAAAGAAACAUUUGAGAUUGAUGAUGCACUUUUACAUGCCAGACGUAUCAUUUUGGAAGAAUCGUCCGUUAGUUUACGAUUGUAUCAUUUGCAUUAUUUUUCUGAACGAUGUUUAUUAGUUGGCCAUUCGCCCAUACAUGGCUGUGGUCUAUUUACAUUAAUCGAUAUUCUUGAAGGACAAAUGAUUAUCGAAUAUUCUGGAGAAGUUAUAAGACCGUGUUUAACAGAUAAAAGAGAAAGAGAAAAUGAAGGAAAGGGUUUUGGGUGUUAUAUGUUUACUGUUGAUUCAAUGCAUGUUAUUGAUGCAACACAUCGUGGUAAUAAAGCACGUUUUAUCAAUCAUUCAUGUGAACCAAAUUGUUUUUCGAAAACUGUUCUAUGUGGUGGUAUUAAACGAAUUAUAAUUUAUGCUCUAAAAGAUAUUCAAAGUGGAAAAGAAUUAACAUAUGAUUAUAGUUUUCCAGAAGAAGAUGUUAAAAUUCCAUGCUGUUGUCGAACAAAUAGUUGUCGACAAUAUUUAAAUUAA
This is a messenger RNA of Didymodactylos carnosus, 5376 nucleotides long. Lineage: Eukaryota; Metazoa; Rotifera; Eurotatoria; Philodinida; Philodinidae. The record is from the annotation of a GenBank genome assembly.